Molecule: messenger RNA, 5185 nt
Organism: Oncorhynchus nerka (sockeye salmon)
Lineage: Eukaryota; Metazoa; Chordata; Actinopteri; Salmoniformes; Salmonidae
Product: bifunctional heparan sulfate N-deacetylase/N-sulfotransferase 2-like
Exons: 16
Coding region: 1505-4174 (889 amino acids)
Cellular component (GO): Golgi apparatus
Molecular function (GO): heparan sulfate N-sulfotransferase activity; deacetylase activity
Source: RefSeq, a predicted model, not a curated record
GUCGACGACAUCCGAUCCUCGUUUGCUAAGUCAAACGACACCGCUGGUUCUGCUCACACUGCCCUACCCUGUGCUCUGACCUCUUUCUCCCCCCUCUCUCCAGAUGAAAUCUCGCGUCUUGUGACGGCCGGCCGCCCAACAACCUGCCCGCUUGACCCUAUCCUCUCUUCUCCAGACCAUUUCCGGAGACCUUCUCCCUUACCUCACCUCGCUCAUCAACUCAUCCCUGACCGCUGGCUACGUCCCUUCCGUCUUCAAGAGAGCGAGAGUUGCACCCCUUCUGAAAAAACCUACACUCGAUCCCUCCGAUGUCAACAACUACAGACCAGUAUCCCUUCUUUCUUUUCUCUCCAAAACUCUUGAACGUGCCGUCCUUGGCCAGCUCUCCCGCCAUCUCUCUCAGAAUGACCUUCUUGAUCCAAAUCAGUCAGGUUUCAAGACUAGUCAUUCAACUGAGACUGCUCUUCUCUGUAUCACGGAGGCGCUCCGCACUGCUAAAGCUAACUCUCUCUCCUCUGCUCUCAUCCUUCUAGACCUAUCGGCUGCCUUCGAUACUGUGAACCAUCAGAUCCUCCUCUCCACCCUCUCCGAGUUGGGCAUCUCCGGCGCGGCCCACGCUUGGAUUGCGUCCUACCUGACAGGUCGCUCCUACCAGGCCCUCGUCUCGCCUCAUAGACUGCUGCUCACGCUGAGGCUUUCUGAAACCGACACAACCAACAGGAGGGACAGACACACGGACAGCACACGAGGACGUCUCCACGGCAAGAAGAGGUUCUCCUGCCUGACCAACCUCGUUAGAUAAGACACACACGCCUUUUUUCAGGCUUUUUCACCCUCUGACGCCCCCAAGAUGAGCAGGCUGGGCCUCCACAGGGGGCAGUGUUCAGGGUGCGCCCCAGCCCCAACCGGCCCCCAGCCGAGAAGCUGCUGAACAUAACGUACAGCCACACACACACAGAACCUGAGAGCAGGAGCUACACACCCACGAUAGGGUCGAGAUACAACCAGUGUCUCCUGAUAACGGCCGUGUUUACAUGUGUACAAGGGAGUGGUGUGGUGUUCAGUGACGGAGAAAGGAGAGAGAUCCGCCGAGAGGAGGGGAGCCAACGGAGGAGGAGGAGUGUGAGGAACACACAGAGAGAGAAACCCAAUCCUCUUCGGUAGCAGAGCUGCGGACGGGCGAGCCUGGGAGAAAGAGAGAGAGAGGGAGGAGAGUGUAGAGAGAGCCCUGAGCCCAGCGCAGACGGUCAGAGCAGCCAGCCAGGCAUCUUGUCCUGCAUCCAGAGAGGUGGAGAGACGAGCAGAGCCCCAGACGGAGAGUCAUGGGCUAUGGGGGCCAUGGUGACCUAGCGUAAAUGGCUAUUCCUCAGCACAGCUUGGUGCCAGUGUCUGGAGUUCAACCCUCCCCCUCCUCCUCCUCUUCUUGUGUCCCUGCCCGCUGCUGUGCCACGCUGCUGUUCGUCCCCGACGCUGCCUUCUGCUCUGCCCCUGUCGUGCUGCGGCUAUGGUGGCCAGCCUGUGGAAGCUGGUGCGGGGCGUCAGGCAACUGGAGCUCCAUCGCCUCAUCCUGGCGCUCAUCGUCUUCUGCCUCCUCUCCAUGGCCUUCUUGGCCUACUACGUCAGCAACAGCCCCAAGAUCAAGGAGGCACCCCCGCUGCCCUUCAGUGACUGCGGGGGGGUGCCGGUGACUCUGGGAGGGGGGCAGCGGGCGCCCCUCUUCCUGCCUCGCUCAGGUCGACUGCGCCAGGUGAAGGCCAUGGACAACUCUCGUACGGAUCCGGUGGUGCUGGUGUUUGUAGAGAGCAUCUACUCUCAGCUGGGCCAGGAGAUCGUGGCCAUCCUGGAGUCCAGCCGCUUCCGCUACCGCACCGAGAUCGCCCCGGGGAAGGGAGACAUGCCCACGCUGACUGAGCGCAACCGUGGCCGAUACGCCCUCGUUAUCUACGAGAACUUGCUGAAGUACGUCAACCUGGACGCCUGGAACCGCGAUCUGCUGGACAAGUACUGCGUGGAGUACAGUGUAGGCAUCAUCGGCUUCUUCAAGGCCAACGAGAACUCGUUGCUCAGCGCCCAACUCAAGGGCUUCCCUCUCUUUCUGCACUCCCACCUGGGCCUGAGGGACUACCGAAUCAACCCCAAUGCCCCACUGCUUUACAUCACCAGACCUAAUGAGGUGGAGCAGGGCCCCCUGCCCGGGGACGACUGGACUGUGUUCCAGUCCAACCACUCCACCUACGAGCCUGUCCUCCUGGCCAGCACCAAGUCCUCUGACGCCCUGACCCACCUGGGGCCACUCAGGGCUAUGCACUCCACCGUGGUCCAGGACCUGGGGCUUCACGACGGCAUCCAGAGGGUCUUGUUUGGAAACAACCUGUCCUACUGGUUGCACAAGCUGGUGUUUGUGGACGCCAUCGCCUACCUGACGGGCAAGCGGCUCUGCCUCUCGCUGGAGCGCCACCUGCUGGUGGACGUGGACGACAUCUUCGUGGGCAAGGAGGGCACCCGCAUGAAGGUGACCGACGUAGAGGCCUUGCUCAAAACGCAAAACAAGCUGCGAAUGCUGGUCCCCAAUUUUACCUUCAACCUCGGCUUCUCUGGAAAGUUCUAUCACACAGGCACAGACGAGGAGGACCGGGGAGAUGACAUGCUGCUAAGACACAGGAAGGAGUUCUGGUGGUUCCCCCACAUGUGGAGUCACAUGCAGCCCCACCUGUUCCACAACGUCAGCGUACUGGCUGAGCAAAUGAGGCUCAACAUGCUGUUUGCCCAGGAGCAUGGGAUUCCUACAGACAUGGGAUAUGCUGUGGCCCCCCACCACUCGGGGGUCUACCCUGUCCACAGCCAGCUGUAUGAGGCCUGGAAGUCAGUGUGGGGCAUCAAGGUGACCAGCACAGAGGAGUAUCCUCACCUCAGACCAGCCCGCUACCGCAGGGGCUUCAUCCACAAUGGCAUCCAGGUGUUACCCAGACAGACAUGUGGCCUCUUCACUCACACCAUCUUCUAUAACGAGUACCCAGGAGGCUCCAAAGAGCUGGACAAGAGCAUCAGGGGAGGAGAGCUGUUCCUCACCGUCCUCCUCAACCCUAUCAGCAUCUUCAUGACCCACCUGUCUAACUAUGGAAAUGACCGGCUGGGCCUGUACACCUUUGAGUCCCUGGUGAAGUUUGUUCAGUGUUGGACCAACUUGCGGCUGCAGACACUCCCCCCCAUGCAGCUGGCUGACAAAUACUUCCAGAUCUUCCCCGAGGAGAGAGACCCCCUCUGGCAGAACCCAUGUCAUGACAAGAGACAUAAAGACAUCUGGUCGAAAGAAAAGACCUGCGAUAGACUACCGAGGUUCCUGGUCAUAGGCCCACAGAAAACAGGCACCACAGCCCUGCACUCGUUCCUGAGCCUCCACCCUGCCAUCACCAGUAGCUUCCCCAGUCUUGUCACCUUUGAGGAGAUCCAGUUCUUUAGCGGCCCCAACUACAACAACGGCAUUGACUGGUACAUGGACUUCUUCCCCUUCCCAUCGAAUGUCAGUACAGACUUCAUGUUUGAGAAAAGUGCUAACUACUUUGACACGGAGGUAGCCCCUAAGAGAGCGGCCGCCCUGCUGUCCCGAGCCAAGAUCCUGGCUGUGCUCAUCAACCCAGCGGACCGUGCCUACUCCUGGUACCAGCACCAGCGGGCUCACCAGGACCCGAUGACCGUUAACCACACGUUCCAGGAGGUGGUGACAGCGAGGCCUGCCUCCCCCCGAGAGCUGCUCAUCCUGCAGAGGCGCUGCCUUAAACCUGGGGCCUAUGCCACACACCUGGAGCGCUGGUUACACCACUACCAGCCCAGCCAGGUCCACAUAGUGGAUGGGUCCCAGCUGCGAUCCAACCCUGCCCUGGUCAUGGAGGGCAUCCAGAGGUUCCUGGGGGUCACACCCAUCUUCAACUACACCCAGGCUCUAACGUAUGAUGAAAGUAAAGGGUUCUGGUGCCAGAGGGUGGAAGGAGCACGACCCAAGUGUUUGGGCAAGAGUAAAGGCAGGAAAUACUCUGACAUGACUCCUGAGUCGCGUGCCUUCCUGACGGAGCAUUACCGGGAGCACAACAUGGAGCUGCUGAGGCUGCUGAACCGGCUGGGCCAGCCCCUGCCCGCCUGGCUGAGAGAGGAGCUGCAGAGCUCCAGCUGGAGCUGAGACUGGACCUCCCUACGGAACCACAGCCACAGCCUGGGACUGGAGCACUGCCCUGCCUGGCCUGGCCCGGGGUAAGAGGGCCCUGUUUACCCACACCCAACACCAGUCACUACAGAGAGUGGAAGAGGAGAGAGGGCGGGAGGACAGCCCCCUAUCAGGACAAUGGACUCCUCCACCCUGAAAUGCCACUGUAGAAACCAAUCCUCACGGGAAUAAUGGCCUCUAAUAAGGGAGUUAAUGAGUUGGACUGCUGAAACAACCCCUCCCUCUUUCCCCUCGCAGUCAUCAUCUUCAUCCAGAAAGUAGAGGACUUGUCUCAGCCUGCAGCCGGUUGGACUGACUGACGCCAGGGUCUGGCAGACUGAGAGGGGAUGGGGGGGGUCUAAUGUCAUGUUACCCCCCUUUUUAACAGGAACUGAUAUCUUGUGGCCCUGGAGUGCAUGAAUAAACCCAGCAACAUGCGUGUGGUCACAAGCUCACACACACACUUCUCAUUUCUUCAGAAGAAUGAAUGUAAAAUGUUGUAAAUUUGAAAGCUGUUGUAUAUUGUUGGUGGGGGAUGGGUGGGAAAUGUGACAGAAUAGACAUGAACUAAACAAGACAGCAAACUCUAGUGCUAUGGACAAAGACGUGUGCCAUAGGAUGGAUGUAGUGCAUCAAAGGCCACGGCUCCCAACAGACUGUGCAUUCCACUACCCCAAAGCUGAGGCCUUUGGAGUACAUUCUGAUAAACAAACGGUCUAAUAGGCCCCACAAGUCUACAGAGAAACACACACACUUUAACCAUGCACGUUCUCCCUCACUCUCACGUAGGUACCCAGUCAGUUUAGAGCUGUGUAGAAAGAGAGCAAGUUAGAGAGAAGAGGAUGAGCUAGAGAGAGAGGUUCUAGGUCUCUCUGCUUGUGAGUGUCUGUCGUAACAGGAGCUGCUGUUUUGUUUUCUGUUUAUUUUGCCAAAACUACAAAACAAAGACCAACGCUGUAUCAUCUCUAAUAAACUUUGAGGUUGGAA